Manihot esculenta (cassava) is the source of this 1029-nucleotide messenger RNA. Its product is annotated as LOB domain-containing protein 29. The coding region runs from base 66 to 749 and encodes 227 amino acids. Gene Ontology annotation, cellular component: nucleus. NCBI's taxonomy places the organism in Eukaryota, Viridiplantae, Streptophyta, Magnoliopsida, Malpighiales, Euphorbiaceae. The transcript has 2 exons. The record is from RefSeq and is a predicted model, not a curated record. Gene Ontology annotation, biological process: hormone-mediated signaling pathway; positive regulation of DNA-templated transcription.
AAAGAAAAAACCAGAAACAGCUAGAAGAAAAAAAAGCAAAAACCCACAGAAGAUCAUUGAUCAAGAUGACUGGUUCUGGUUCUCCUUGUGGUGCCUGCAAAUUUUUGAGAAGAAAAUGUGUGAAGGGUUGUGUUUUUGCUCCUUAUUUCUGCCAUGAACAAGGUGCUACACAUUUUGCAGCCAUUCACAAAGUUUUUGGUGCAAGCAAUGCUUCAAAGUUGCUUGCUCAUCUCCCUGUAAGUGAUCGAUGUGAAGCUGCUGUUACAAUUUCUUAUGAAGCUCAAGCUCGGCUUCAAGAUCCCAUCUAUGGCUGUGUUUCUCACAUUUUUGCUCUCCAACAGCAGGUCAUGCAUCUUCAAGCGCAACUUGCUUCUCUCAAAGAACAAGCAGCUCAAAGCAUGAUCAAUACCUCAGCUGCCACAGCAAACCCUAAUGAAAAGUACUAUGGAAAAGCUGCUUCUCUUCCGCAAGAUCUUCAAAGCUGGCUUCAACCGGAUAAUUCAAACAUGGUGCCGCAAUUCAAUCCAAGCCUCGGUAAUGGAAACACAACAUAUGCCGAAAAUGGGUUUUUGGAUCCAUACUCCAUGGGAAAUUAUGGAAAUUCUUCAACAAGUACUUCAUUUGAUAGCUUUGAAGAGGCUUCUCAUUCCAUUUCUUCACUUGACAUGCAAACUGACAACCGGCGAUGGACUUAUCAAGAUUCCGAUGACCUUCGGUCGGUGGCCUUUGGGUAUAUUCAGCACUCAUGAAGAGAGAGAGAGAGAGAGAAGGCUUGUGCAGGAGAUAUAUAACUGGUGAAGACAGAUUGUUUACUGUCAAUUUUUGAAUUGCUGCUGCAUACUUCGAAACAUGCACUUUUGUUGCUAUAAAUAAAAAAGCUAGGAACCCUAGAAAUGUUCAAGCAAAUGAGAAACCCUAAUUAAAUUUCUCCCACCCCCACCACCCCAUUUUAUUCUUCUUUAAUCUAGUGCAAUCUUGAAUAUUUGUAGAAUAUUAGCACUAUUUCUCUAAGAAAAUCUAGUUCAUCUA